AACAAAUGUAAGUAGAUAUUGAAAUUAAUUUCUUAAAAUAUAACUUCAUAUAAAUAUCUACUCAUUAAUGAGUUUUCUACUUACUAGUGAAAUUAACAUUUUGACUCGUUGCAUGCGCGUGCAUCCUUGUACCCUGUGGUAAUAAGUUUAAGUAUAAAUAUCAGAACUAUUGCACUUGUCUCGAGCUAGUUCUCGUUGAAAAUCUUAUCAGUUCGGUUGUCUCAAAUUAGCUAGAGAAAAUGAUAAAGUGUUUAAUAGUUUUAUUCUUAGUGCUGACAUGCACUCUUGCUAAUAAAUUGCCGGAAGGUCUCACCUCAUGUAGCCGAUCAGAUAAAGCUUUUCAUGAUUGUUUGGGAAAAGCAAUUGAAGAAGCAUUAGUUGCUUUCAAAAAUGGAAAUAAAAUGUUUAAUGUGCCACCAAUUGAUCCUUACCACAUUGUUCAAAUCGAUGCUGAUCAUGCAAAAGGAAAUCCAAAUUUCAAUUUAAGAUCAGCAUUUGUAAACCUUGAUGUGUUGGAUUUAUCAAAAAUGCAUAUAUCUCGUGUUGCAACAAAGUUUGACAAAAAGUUUGGUCUUAAAUUUGAAGUAUUAAUCAAGGAAACAACAUUUGUUGGUAAUUACACAAUGAAUGGUAAAAUGGUGGUUCUUCCAAUCGAAGGUGGCGGAAGAACAAAAAUAUUACUGAAAAACACGAAAGGACUUUUCGACCUAAGGGGAGAUUUUUACGAAGAGAAAGGAGAAACAUACAUCAAAGUUACUAAAUUCAAGUUCCAUCUUGAACCAAAUCCUGCAACAUUCUAUUUCGAAGAUAUUUUCAAAACUGAUGCUCGUCUCAGUGACACAAUCAAUCAAUUCAUGAACGACAAUUGGGAGUUGGUUGCAAGUGCAAUGCUUCCGGGAUAUGAAGAAAAACUUGGAGAAACUUUCAAGGAUAUAACUAACAAUAUUUUCAGUCGAGUUCCAAUGAAUAAAAUAUUCUUGGAAUAAAUAAUUUAGAUUAACAAUUAAAGCUAUCUAAUUGAAAUAUUUUUAAUUUUUUAUCAGUCAAAUAAAUUUCAUAGAGUGACGUUGAAACACGCGUGAGAGAGUGUUUUACUACAACACAAGUCAAUCGAGUGUUUUCUACUUUUUUCUUGAUCGUAUACCAUUUCAGGAAAAUUUUAAUAUAUAUUAAGAUUCAAGACAAGAAAGCAAAUAAAUUCAGUUUGACUUCAAAACAAUUAAUAGUUGAAAUGUUAAUUUAAGUAGCAAUAUUCUUUAAAACAGCGUACAAUGAGAACACUGAAUUAACAAUUCGAAUAAAUUGUUUUAAAGUCAAUUCGAAUAAUCCAAAAAUAUGAAUUUUUAAUGACAAUUUCGAGUUUUCCAUGAUAAUUUUCAUCGAUGUUUUAAACUUUUUUGUUUCCUUCUGCCAUUGCGAGUAGAACAAGCUGUCAGAGAUUUUUUCUGAUGCUAAUGCAAGUUCAUUUCCAAAGUAGCAUGGUAGAAAUAUUUCCAGCAACAUCGGCAACAUGAAGGCAACUGAUGGUAACGAAGUAAUCGCUUUUUCGUCCUGCAAUAAAACAUUUUCUAAAAUUUGUUAAUUUAAAAUUCGUUUUUUAUAAUAAUGACGACCUUACAUAAAUUAAUGAGAAAACUAUCGUACCAAGUAUGACUGUGCUAAGGAAUGCUUGUAUAAACAAAGCCGUUCCAAAGGCGUCUUUAAUUUCAGUGACGUAAACUUUAAU
Clunio marinus is the source of this 1726-nucleotide messenger RNA. The record is from the annotation of a GenBank genome assembly. Lineage: Eukaryota; Metazoa; Arthropoda; Insecta; Diptera; Chironomidae.